GCUCGGGCCUAUCGGGGUGGGCGGGGCGGAGUCGGGUCGCUAGUUGUCCCGGGGUCCUCCCGGCACGCCGCAGGGCCUAGAGGGCUUAGCGGGUCGGCCUCGGGCCUGGUAGCGGCGGCGGCGCCUGGCGCCGAGCGGAGGGCCUUCUGAAGGCCCCGGGACGCGUCUGUGGUCCCGGGGGGCAUCUACGGGGCGUCCCCGAGAGGAUUGGGGGCGUCCACAGGGCCUGGACUGAGACUGAAGCCUGCCUUCCAUCAUAUAGCUGGCUUGGGUCAUUUUUGUAGGCACUGUUGAUCGUCUUUAUGAGCUGACCGGAGGCUAGGGUCUGUUUAGAGGGUUCUGGGGCCAUCUUGAGAUCUUGAGAUAUGUCCCGGGGUGAAGGUGAUCUGCAAGAGCUGGGGAGUAUCUGCAGAGCCAACUAUAGCGCCUAGGGUAUGUCUGUUAGGGCUGGGAAGUGUCUACAUGUGCUGACCUGAGGAUGCGGCUCACCUACAGGGGUCUGGGGCCAUAUAGCUGGGCCUGGAAGAACUGUUCCAGGGAUAGGAAGUCUUUCAUAGAUACCCAGAGGAGCGGGAUGUACCCACGAAGGGAGAGAGGCAAAUACUGAGAUGUUCUGAGAGGCCUGGAUGGGUCUCCAGCUGUCUGGGGAGUGUCUAGUCUGGGUGACAGGAGGCUGGGGGCAGUUAGAAGAACCUGGAACCAUCUAGGUGGCUUUGAGUGUGACUGCAAAUUCGAAUGCCUUUGGGGGGGCCAUAUAAUUGCAUGGAGAAUAAGACAAUGAAGAGUAUUGGAAAAUUUGCCCAGCUGUAUUGUACUUGCCCUUAGAAAGUAAUUCAAAUGCACAAUGUUGAAAAAUUCUGCAUGGCCCUGGGGCUACAGAGAGAGUUAGAAUUAGUCCUCCUUGGUCUGGGAAAGUCUAUAGGAUCGUCUAGACUCCUCUAGUGCUGUGAUUUUCAAACUCUUUUGACCUUGAUCUACAGUGAGAAAUACAUUUUUUCCUUGAGACCCAGUGUACACCGUCAUAUGAAUUUCAUACCCAAGUCCCAUUAAUUAGUAUUUUCAUUUACUUGUGAUGUAUUGUGAAGAAUCUUCUACUGUGUUCGAUUUGCUUUGAUAACAAGCUAUUUGUAAAGCACUGAACUGCUAUCAAGUUUAUAGUUUGGGAAACUGAUCUAGAGGGACCUAGCAGCGUCUGCAGAGGCUUCUCAGGUAUAAAAGACCUAAGGAGCCGGGGGUGUGUCUGCAAAUCCCGGGGCAUGUGUGAAUGGGCAAGGGAGGAUGUUCAUUCUACAGAGGGUUUGGGGCUCUGUGGGUCUGUAGUCAGCACAUCUUGAUUAAGCUUCUCUUAUGUGACAGCGCUGUUCUACAUAGCGUGUGCUCCCCCCACCCCCACCCAGGUGCCGAAGAGCAGCGCCAGGGCUGGGAACUGUCCAGAGGGGCUUAUCAGGGUGAGAGUUGUCUGUGGGAGUUCGGGAAGGAACUGCAGGCUCUUAGAGAGCCAGGAGGCAGCAUGGGAGAGCUUUCUGAAAAUCUGGUACGAGGGAGACCAGGGCCGAGAUCUUUUUUUUUGGCAGGUAUGCAACCGAGGGUGUAGGGGAGACCGAAGUAGGGGAAACCUGGGCGUUAAAGGCCGAUGAUAGGGCUUCCCUGGUGGUGCAGUGGUUGAGAGUCCGCCUGCUGACGCAGGGGACACGGGUUCGUGCCCCGGUCCGGGAAGAUCCCACGUGCCGCGGAGCGGCUGGGCCCGUGAGCCAUGGCCGGUGAGCCUGCGCGUCCGGAGCCUGUGCUCCGAAACGGGAGAGGCCCGUGUACCGCAAAAAAUAUUGUUACUCUGUAUAUAGCCCAUGAUAAUUAUUGUUACUCUGUAUUGUUACUCUGUGUCAGGAGUCUGUCUCCUUUCAAUUCUCACAGGCUUUCUCUGACUUAGAUACUCCUAUUGGGCCCACUUAGAGCUAAGCACACGGCGUUGAGGGUUAGGGGUUUUGAAGCUUUCUAGGAACUGUGGGACCAGAUAUUUAUUGUCUUCAGAGUAGGAGACUUGACAGUUGCAGGGAAGCCUAUAGCUGAAAUCUUCGUAUUUUCUGAAGCCCUAAUCAAAAUCCCCAUCAGUCUGAAGAGUGAUUUUUCACCUUCUGUAUAACCUAAGAAUUUCUGUGACAUGGCAAAGCCUUGCGCCGCACUUCCACACAAGGGGCAGACAGGUGAUCGGAGGGUGCUCCCUGCGGCGUCUAGUGGACAGCAUUCCUGAAGUUCGUGUUUUCGUUUUCAAAGUGGCGUACUGGUUUUGUAGCUCAUUCUAUUAUAGCUCCAUCCUCUGUGUGUAAAUACAUUUUGUUGGGUCCCUCACCAUCGAGGAGAAUCGAUGCUUUAGGAAGUGGCGUGGUGUUUGAGGCGCACCCAGCACACUGGCACGUAUCUCGGUUUGGGAAAGGUGGGUUUAUGAGACAUCGGGGCAGUGUUUGAAAUCACAACUCAACAGAAAAGAGUCUUGGCUCCCAUGAAGGCAGGCUCCCGUGAGGUCUUAAAGGGGGAAGGUGCGGGAACUGGGGAGGGGUGUGUGGAAAUAGGCCGGGAAGGCCUCCCUUUGGCAGAGGAGGCAACAAAUUCAGACAAGGGAAGAGGGUUGCUCCAGUCCCUCUAGUGUCUGCACUGGGCCUGGUACUUGCCCGGGCCUGGGAUGCGGUGGAGGAGAGGAGGGAUGCUGAAGGGGAUACAGUGUUGGAGGCCCCUGAGGUCUUCAUGUCCGUCCUCUCCUUCCGCCACCUGGCACCACCGUGCCCUGCCCACCAGCCUCUACUCCAGACUCUCCCCCGCCUCCACCACCAGGUGACCAUGGAGGAAGAAGAUGAGUCUCGAGGGAAGACAGAGGAGUCAGGCGAGGAUCGGGGUGACGGUCCGCCAGACAGAGACCCUACGCUUUCUCCUUCUGCUUUUAUCUUGCGGGCCAUUCAGCAGGCUGUGGGAAGUUCCCUGCAGGGGGACCUGCCAAAUGAUAAAGAUGGUUCUCGGUGUCAUGGCCUUCGAUGGAGGCGCUGUCGGAGCCCACGUUCAGAGCCCCGUUCCCAGGAAUCAGGGGGGACUGACACGGCUUCUGGACAGGGUGGAGCCCCUCCUGGCCUAUUCCAGGUGUUGGACGUGGCUGCCGAUGGCCUCCUCGCGGGGCUGGUGAGCAUCCUGGAUCCCCCGGAUACCUGGGUUCCCAGCCACCUGGACCUGCGGCCUGGCGAAAGCGAGGACAUGCUGGAGCUGGUGGCCGAGGUCCGAAUUGGGGACAGGGAUCCAGUCCCCCUUCCUGUACCCAGCCUGCUGCCCCGUGUCAGGGCCUGGAGGACGGGCAAAACGGUUUCUCCGCAGUCUCACUCUUCUCGACCCACCUGUGCCCGCCACCUCCUCACCUUGGGCACUGGAGACGGGGGCCCUGCUCCGCCCCCUGCCCCCUCCUCUGCCUCCUCUUCGCCUUCCCCUUCCCCCUCAUCAUCCUCCCCUUCCCCGCCUCCCCCUCCACCACCCCCGGCCCCCCCGGCCCCUCCUGCACCCCGGUUUGAUAUCUAUGACCCCUUCCACCCCACCGACGAGGCCUAUUCCCCACCGCCUGCUCCAGAGCAGAAGUACGACCCCUUCGAGCCCACUGGCUCCAACCCCAGCUCAUCGGCGGGGACCCCCUCACCUGAGGAGGAGGAGGAGGAAGAGGAGGAAGAGGAAGAAGAGGAAGAAGAGGAGGAGGAAGCCCUGUCCCAGAGCAUCAGCCGCAUCUCAGAGACCCUGGCGGGCAUCUACGACGACAACAGCCUGAGCCAGGACUUCCCAGGUGACGAGAGCCCGGGCCCGGACCCCCAGCCCCUGCAGCCGACUCCAGCCCCUGGCACACCGCCCCAGGCCGACUCCACCCGGGCCGACGGAGCCACCCGCCGGCGCGUCUUUGUGGUGGGGACUGAGGCGGAGGCCUGUCGGGAAGGCAAGGUCUCCGUGGAGGUGGUGACGGCCGGUGGCGCCGCCCUCCCGCCCCCUCUGCUGCCACCGGGCGACUCAGAGAUUGAGGAGGGCGAGAUUGUCCAGCCUGAGGAGGAGCCCAGGAUGGCGCUCUCCCUCUUCCGGGCCGGCGGCCGGGCCGCACGACCCCCUCCGGCGGCCCCGGCCCCCGCUGCGGCCCAGCCCCCGCCCCCGCCGCCCGCCCCCCGGGCCCCCGAGGGGGACGACUUCUUGUCUCUGCACGCGGAGUCCGACGGCGAGGGCGCCCUGCAGGUGGACCUUGGGGAGCCGGCCCCCGCCCCGCCCACCGCGGACGCGCGCUGGGGCGGCCUGGACCUGCGCCGCAAGAUCCUGACCCAGCGGCGCGAGCGCUACCGGCAGCGCUCGCCCUCCCCGGCCGCCGCCCCCGCCUCCGCUGCCCCCACUGGCCCGCCCACCCGCAAGAAGUCGAGGCGGGAGCGCAAGAGGAGCGGCGGUGAGGCCAAGGAGGCCGCCUCGUCCUCCUCCGGCGCUCAGCCCGCCCCGCCGGCCCCGGCCUCCCCCUGGGACCCCAAGAAGCACCGCUCCCGGGACCGCAAGCCGGGCUCCCACGCCUCGUCGUCCGCCCGCCGCCGCUCGCGGUCCCGCUCCGCCCGCCGCCGCUCGCGGAGCACCGACCGGCGCCGCGGAGGCAGCCGCAGGUCCCGGUCUCGGGAGAAAAGGCGGCGGCGGCGGCGCUCGAACUCCCCGCCCCCGGCCACCUCCUCGUCGUCGUCUUCCAGGCGCGAGCGGCACCGCGGCAAGCACAGGGAUGGCGGCGGCAGCAAGAAGAAGAAGAAACGGUCGCGGUCCCGGGGCGAGAAGCGGUCUGGGGACAGUGAGAAGGGCCUUGCCCCGGCCCAGCCGACCUCCGGCUCCACCUCCUUGGGCGGAGAGCGAGACAGCCGCCGCCGGGGGGCUGUGCCGCCCUCCAUCCAGGACCUCACGGACCACGAUCUCUUUGCCAUCAAGCGGACCAUCACCGUGGGCCGGCCGGACAAGCCUGACCCCCGAGGCCCCUCACCGGCUCCGGCCUCAUCGCCCAAGCGCGAGGUCCUAUACGACUCCGAGGGACUGAGCGCCGAGGAGCGGGGAGGCAAGAGCAGUGAGAAGGACCGGCGCCGAUCUGGGGCGGCCUCCUCCUCCUCUUCCUCCCGGGAGAAGGGAUCACGACGGAAGGCACUGGAUGGGGGGGAUCGGGACCGGGACAGGGACAGAGAUAGGGACAGGGACAGGUCAUCCAAGAAGGCCCGGCCCCCCAAGGAGUUGGCGCCCUCUUCAGGGCCCCCGCCAAAGCCACCUGUCAGCAGCGGCUCAGGCUCCUCGUCCUCGUCGUCCUCCUCAUCCUCCCGGAAGGUGAAGCUACAGUCCAAGGUGGCCGUUCUGAUCCGAGAGGGUGUCAGCAGCACCACAUCAGCCAAGGAGGCCACGUCUGCUGGCCUGGGCUCCAUCGGAGUCAAGUUCAGCCGAGACCGAGAGAGCCGCUCCCCCUUCCUCAAGCCGGAUGAGCGGGCCCCUACUGAGGUGGCCAAAGCAGCUCAGGGCAGCACCAAGCCCAAAAAGACCAAGGUCAAGGCCAAGGCUGGGGCCAAGAAAGCCAAGGGGACCAAGGGAAAGACCAAGCCAUCCAAGACCAGGAAAAAGAUCCGCAGCGGUGGGGGCAGUGGCGGUGGCGGCAGUGGCCCUGCGACGCUGAAGAAGUCCAAGGCGGACAGCUGCAGCCAGGCGGCGGGAGCCAAAGGGGCUGAGGAGACUUCCUGGUCCGGGGAAGAGCGGGCAGCGAAGGCCCCUAGCACCCCGCCCCCCAAGGCGGCCCCUCCACCCCCUGCUCUCACGCCCGACUCGCAGACUGUGGAUAGCAGCUGCAAGACACCUGAGGUCUCCUUCCUGCCAGAAGAGGCCGCUGAGGAGGCUGGAGUCCGAGGUGGGGCGGAGGAGGAGGAGGAGGAAGAGGAAGAGGAGGAGGAGGAGGAGGAGGAGCAGCAGCCGGCCACCAGCACGGCCACCAGCACGGCUGCGGCCGCUCCCAGCACCGCCCCUAGUGCGGGGUCCACGGCUGGCGACUCGGGGGCGGAGGAUGGACCAGCCCCCCGUGUCUCCCAGCUGCCCACGCUGCCCCCACCCAUGCCCUGGAACCUGCCCGCUGGUGUAGACUGCACUACCAGCGGUGUCCUGGCCUUGACUGCACUUCUCUUCAAGAUGGAAGAAGCCAAUCUGGCAAGCCGAGCAAAGGCCCAGGAGCUGAUCCAGGCCACCAACCAGAUCCUCAGCCACAGGAAGCCCCCCUCAAGUCUGGGGGUGACGCCAGCUCCUGUGCCCACCUCUCUGGGUCUGCCCCCUGGCCCCUCCAGCUACCUGCUCCCUGGCAGCCUCCCCCUGGGGGGCUGUGGCUCUACCCCUCCCACCCCCACUGGGCUGGCUGCAGCGUCUGACAAGAGAGAGGGCAGCAGCAGCUCCGAGGGACGUGGUGACACAGACAAGUAUCUGAAGAAGCUGCACACGCAGGAGCGGGCAGUAGAGGAGGUGAAGCUGGCCAUCAAGCCGUAUUAUCAGAAGAAGGACAUCACCAAGGAGGAGUACAAGGACAUCCUGAGGAAGGCCGUCCACAAGAUCUGCCACAGCAAAAGUGGGGAGAUCAACCCGGUGAAGGUGAGCAACCUGGUGCGCGCCUACGUCCAACGCUACCGCUACUUCCGCAAGCACGGCCGCAAGCCAGGGGACCCUCCGGGGCCCCCACGGCCACCCAAGGAGCCGGGACCCCCUGACAAGGGUGGCCCGGGCCUGCCCCUGCCCCCUCUCUGAGAUCCCCAGCCGCCCCUUUCCUCCUUCGCUGUCUCUCUGGAAUUCUGGACAUAUUUAUGGCUCUGCCUCCCUACGUCCCUCCCCUGUCAGUGGGAUGAUUGGGGGAGGGUUGCUGUGGGAAAGAGGAGAGCCCCCUGCCCAGCCCCACUGCCAUCUCCCUCGCCCCAAGCCUGUGCCCAUUGCCCCUCCCCUCUGUUCGUGCCCCUACCCCAGUUUCAUUAAAGAUUUCAUGAAAUGUUA
Messenger RNA from Orcinus orca (killer whale), 7029 nucleotides. It is a transcript of the gene SCAF1, whose product is annotated as SR-related CTD associated factor 1. The transcript is spliced from 10 exons. NCBI's taxonomy places the organism in Eukaryota, Metazoa, Chordata, Mammalia, Artiodactyla, Delphinidae. The record is from RefSeq and is a predicted model, not a curated record. The coding region runs from base 2740 to 6789 and encodes 1349 amino acids. Gene Ontology annotation, molecular function: RNA polymerase II C-terminal domain binding.